CGAAAUAAAAGAACAUGUACGUACGGCAUGGCUAGUGCUUCUAUGGAGUGCGAAGUUUGUGACGAGGCAUUCAACUCGGACAACCGCAAGCCGCUUUGCCUGACCUGCGGCCACACGUUUUGCUACUCCUGCAUUGCAAGAUUGUUGAAUGUUUCCGCGCCAAAAAACUGUCCGAAAUGUAGGAAGAAAAUAUUACAACGUAUUAAUCAAGUUCCCGUUGUCUACGCUUUAAUCCCCUCUGAAAACAAAGUUGGCCAAAGUGAUGUGCGCUCACAGUCUGAGGCACCAUGUACCCAGCACAAGAAGGCUCUGGAUUACCUGUGCAUGGACUGCAUGGAACUAACGUGCUUCAGAUGCAUAGGCGGCACGCACGCCGCUCACAGAAUUGAGUCGCUCGACGACCUGCUUCAGGAAGAUGAAGCCGUUGACGCCAGAACCAAAGUACGGACCACGUUGCUGGGAAAACUUGAAAACGCUAGCAAUGUGGUCUCGAUAUCUGACGGUCUUUUGGGUUUGGUUGAAGACCUCAUCAUUCUAAAGACUGACUUAGAAGGACAGAAGGAUUCGCUGCUGGCUCAGAAAGUGUCCGCCGAACAAGAUCUGCACGCUUGGGAUGCUUCAGUCACCGGUUUUGAUAAGACAAAAAAGAAAAAGAGACAAGAGUGCAGAGCAAUCCUGAGUCGACUGAAAUUGAAACCUGAAAAAAUUCAGAAGAUACCUGAAUUCAAAGCGUUGUUUGAUGCUGCUAGUAUGAAAUGUGACUCGUUAGAGUGCAACGGCGGUGGGUCAGCCGUGCAGCGGCCACGGCGACAACGGCAAUAA
Molecule: messenger RNA, 822 nt
Organism: Hyalella azteca
Lineage: Eukaryota; Metazoa; Arthropoda; Malacostraca; Amphipoda; Hyalellidae
Product: E3 ubiquitin-protein ligase TRIM39
Exons: 2
Coding region: 28-822 (264 amino acids)
Molecular function (GO): zinc ion binding
Source: RefSeq, a predicted model, not a curated record